Messenger RNA from Tricharina praecox, 1062 nucleotides. RefSeq names its product TIM-barrel enzyme family protein. The transcript has a single exon. Gene Ontology annotation, molecular function: catalytic activity. Lineage: Eukaryota; Fungi; Ascomycota; Pezizomycetes; Pezizales; Pyronemataceae. The coding region runs from base 97 to 948 and encodes 283 amino acids. The record is from RefSeq and is a predicted model, not a curated record.
AGUUAGGGCACUCCACAUAAUCGGCUCGACCGACCACCAGUGGAUUCCUUAACCACAACACACCCAAAUCCCACUCCACACCACUCGAUCCCCGCAAUGCCCCGCCCACACAACCGCACCGAAGCCCUCGCGCGGCUUCAGACGACCAUCUCGAGCGGCAAAGCCAUUCUCGGGGCCGGCGCCGGCAUCGGGCUGACCGCGAAAUGCCUCGAAGCGGCGGGGACCGACCUGAUAAUAAUCUACAACUCUGGGCGGUUCCGGAUGGCAGGUUGCGGGUCGCUCGCCGGACUGCUCCCGUACGGCGACGCGAACGCAAUCCUGCUCAGCAUGGCGUCCGAAGUCCUCCCGAUCGUGGCGCACACGCCCGUUCUCGCCGGCGUCUGCGGCACGGACCCGUUCAGGGACAUUCCGAGCUUCCUGCGCCAGCUCAGGGAGAUGGGGUUCUGUGGAGUGCAGAAUUUUCCCACUGUGGGGCUGUAUGAUGGCCGCUUCAGGCUGAAUCUCGAGGAGACGGGAAUGGGCUUCGCGGGCGAGGUAGAGAUGAUCGCUGAGGCCCACCGCCUGGGAUUGUUGACUGCCCCGUAUGUGUUUACGCCUGAGGAGGCGGUCAUGAUGGCGGAGGCGGGGGCGGACAUCGUCGUCAUUCAUCUGGGACUCACGACGAAGGGGAAGAUCGGUGCGACUUCGGCGCUGAGGCUCGAGGAGUGCGUGGCUGUGGUGCAGGAGAUGGCGGAUGCUGUGAGGGCGGUUGUCAGGGAGGCACAGGAUGAGGCUAUCGUGUUGGUUCAUGGAGGGCCGGUGGCGGAUAUUAAAGACGCCGAGUUCGUGCUGAAUAGGACGACGGGUGUGAAGGGGUUCUUUGGUGCGAGCAGCUUGGAGAGGUUGCCGGUUGAGAUUGCGGUGGAGCAGACGGCAAGGGGGUUCAAGAACAUUGAUAUUAAGCAGUAGAAAUGGCGGCAAGAAGUCAAGCUGUAUGUACACUCAUACUCCAAUUUCGUGUAGUCACUAUGAUGGUCUUGUGUCAAUGGGCGAUAAUAAAAUCACCAGAACGCCUUGCGACUC